This is a messenger RNA of Acanthopagrus latus (yellowfin seabream), 2224 nucleotides long. RefSeq names its product V-type proton ATPase subunit d 1. Bases 84 to 1136 code for a protein of 350 amino acids. Gene Ontology annotation, biological process: proton transmembrane transport; vacuolar transport; vacuolar acidification. The record is from RefSeq and is a predicted model, not a curated record. Lineage: Eukaryota; Metazoa; Chordata; Actinopteri; Spariformes; Sparidae. The transcript is spliced from 8 exons. Gene Ontology annotation, molecular function: proton-transporting ATPase activity, rotational mechanism. Gene Ontology annotation, cellular component: vacuolar proton-transporting V-type ATPase complex; lysosomal membrane; early endosome.
CACGUGUCUCAGUCAGCUGAUGCUAGCUCAGUAGCCGGACGGACGCUUCUCCUGCGGCAGAGACGAGCUGACGGUCAGACAGGAUGCCUUUCUCCGAGCUCUACUUUAACGUUGAUAACGGCUACCUGGAGGGGCUGGUCAGAGGGUUUAAAGCCGGGAUUCUGUCGCAGGCGGAUUAUCUGAACCUCGUUCAGUGUGAGACCCUGGAAGAUCUGAAGCUCCACCUGCAGAGCACAGACUAUGGCAGCUUCCUGGCGAACGAGGCUUCUCCCCUCACCGUGUCCGUCAUCGACGACAAGCUGAAGGAGAAGAUGGUGGUGGAGUUUCGCCACAUGAGGAACCAGUCCUACGAGCCGCUGGCCAGCUUCAUGGACUUCAUCACGUACAGCUAUAUGAUCGAUAACGUCAUCCUGCUGAUCACCGGCACCCUCCACCAGCGGGCCAUCUCUGAACUGGUGCCGAAGUGUCACCCGCUGGGCAGCUUCGAGCAGAUGGAGGCGGUCAACAUUGCCCAGACCCCCGCUGAGCUUUACAACGCCAUCCUGGUGGACACGCCGCUGGCUGCAUUCUUCCAGGACUGCAUAUCUGAGCAGGACUUGGACGAGAUGAACAUUGAAAUCAUCCGUAACACACUUUACAAGGCUUAUCUGGAGGCGUUCUACAAGUUCUGCUCCAACCUCGGAGGAACCACAGCCGACACCAUGUGUCCAAUUCUGGAGUUCGAGGCCGACAGGAGAGCCUUCAUCAUCACCAUCAACUCGUUCGGCACAGAGCUGUCCAAGGAGGACCGCGCCAAGCUCUUCCCCCACUGCGGCAAGCUUUACCCAGAAGGCCUUGCUCAGCUGGCCCGGGCAGAUGACUACGAGCAGGUCAAGGCCGUCGCUGAUUUCUAUCCCGAGUACAAGCUGCUGUUCGAGGGUGCCGGCAGCAACCCAGGCGACAAAACACUGGAGGACCGCUUCUUCGAGCACGAGGUGAAGCUGAACAAGCUGGCCUUCCUCAACCAGUUCCACUUCAGUGUUUUCUACGCCUACGUCAAGCUGAAGGAGCAGGAGUGCAGGAACAUCGUCUGGAUCGCAGAGUGCAUCGCCCAGCGGCACCGCGCUAAGAUCGACAACUACAUUCCCAUCUUUUGAGCUUCCUCUUCCUUCCUUUCCUUCCGCUUCAUCUUCUUUUUCCUUCUUCCCUCCAACAUUUCAUUCAGCCUCACGUGUCUCCUGUCACACCUCGGUGUUAAAGGCUCUGAUGAUUUGAUGCUAGAUUCUUCACUCGUAGGUGUAAAUUGGUUUUCUUGUUGUAAUGAGAGUUCCUGUCGGGCUUCUUCAGAAAGUAAAACAUACAAUCAACUUAAAUGUAGUUUAAAACUGGAAAAGAAUCACGUGAUCCAACAAGAGGCGGUCGGUGCUGGAUUAAAUCAGAUCACCGCGUGGAGCAGGACACUCAUUUGACUUUCAAACGCUUUUCUCCGAUUGUCCAACCUUUCUGACGCACAUUGUGUUUAUUUCAUGCGACACGCCCCUUUUCCACCCGACACGUCAGCUGGUGAAAUACAACAGAAGAAGAAUUUGCAAUUUAAUAAAUCCAGGAAUUAACCCGUCAGACACCAGGACAGAAAAGCGUUGGAAGAGCUGAACUCCCCGAGCAGCAAACACUAACCAUCUCCAGACACAUGAAACACUUAGAGAUUCAGCAUACUGUACGUUUUGAAUUAAUCAAAAUUGAAAAUCACUGAAAAGCAAAACGUUAAUGAACCUCAUGAAAACAUUCCUCUGCUCAGCAUCAGCCUCCACCAGGUUCUGUAUAACCUGUAUUUAUUUCUGUCUUAGUGUUGGUUUUGUCAGCAUGUCUGGUCAUUACUGUGGUUUUCCCCCCCAAGACUAACGAGUGAAAACGUGUGAUUGCUGUCUUAAAUAGAUUGUUGUUGGAUAUUAAAAAUAAAUACAAAACCGCCGAACAGGAACUUCCAGUCGUCACCGUCCCUGUUCCUGCGUGAACUCUUUAAGUUUCUGUAAAUGAGCGUACUGGAUUGAGGCAAAGUGUAGUUGAGUAUAUGACAGACGUAAUGUUUAAAGUAUACAAAGAUAUAUAGAUAUUUAAAGAUGACUAUAUGAUUUUUUUUGUUUUUUUCAUGCUGUAAAAAUUGAUUUAUUGCCGUUUUGAUCUGUUUCUUACUUGUGAAAUGUGUAUUGUAAAUGUGACGGAAAAUUAAACGGACUUAACUGCA